Messenger RNA from Suillus paluster, 1317 nucleotides. RefSeq lists its product as uncharacterized. The record is from RefSeq and is a predicted model, not a curated record. The transcript is spliced from 3 exons. NCBI's taxonomy places the organism in Eukaryota, Fungi, Basidiomycota, Agaricomycetes, Boletales, Suillaceae. Bases 435 to 1022 code for a protein of 195 amino acids.
CGCCUGCAUGUUUGCCUGUCGGCCAUGAGGGUUCUGGCUCAGAUUUCUUGCCCUACACCACGUUGUUUCCCCACAUUUGGCAAGCUAACCAAUAAACGGAGGUCCAUUCUUAUCCUUGCCUGAUACACGAGGCAGGGUAACCGGUUCCGCGUGCCCUCGAAGACCGGCUACAUAUAGCUAUUAGCGACUAUAUGUGCGAUCCAUUCUAUCGAGUCAUCUAUUCCCUACACCCAGCACCGGUUUUCUGUGCUCAUAUCUCCUACAUUUACGCUCGUGUCUUCUGGCAUUUUACAACAACUACACGAUGGAUAUCGACAUGGACUCUCCAGUCGGUCCGGUGAUCGUGACGGACUACAAUGAAUCGCACAGCCACGGAAUUGCAGUGAGAUAACGUUUACGCCAUCAGUCCUCAGAAGCAGGUUCUAACGCUCGUUAUGUUGCAGGUAUAUGGCGCUGAGUUCGACCUUUGUGAGCUCCUACAAACACUGACCCUGUCGAAAGGCAAGACCAAGGCUCCCGAAAACGAUCCAACAGUCCCUGUUGUCCCCUAUGCCUUGCAAAGGGGAAGCGAGGACGCUGCAAACACAGAGGAUCCGGCGUACCACUCCGACGCGGAAUCAUCAAGUUCAAAGUCCAGCUCAUGCGACCUCACCACCACCACCACCACCACCCACCUGCCCACCUCCUCUAUGAUAGUCCCACCCUCCCCACUCCCCGCAUGCCACUUCCUCCAGUCCAUACUCGCUUCACUCGCCCCAGAAUCCCACGUCCUCUCUCCAUCCCCUUACCCCUACCCCAUGUCAUCGCAGUUCCGCACGACGGGAGGCGAAUAUCUGGACAUGAUUCUCACCCAUCGCGCCCUGCUCAGCGCAUUUCCCCCUGCACACAGAGGCUGUGCAGUGGCCUUGCAGGAAAUAGCAAGAGCAGUAGAGGUGAGGGCGUGGCGGGCCGAUCGUGAAUCAGACGCCGAGGCAGUGGCAACCCUGAGGCAGGAAGCCUAUCUGACUUCCGCAUGGCUCUAAAGAGUCAGUAUCAUUAUGCGCUGCAGGGCAGCGCGUCUGUACACUUUAAGUGCUAUAUAUAGCACGUGUCCAGAGUACUUACUUCAUGUAUUGGAUUAAAGACACCACAUGUAAUUAUGUGCACAUCAAACAAGUUUCCAAUCCUCCUCCCUAUGUAGUGCAACCGGGCACACAUCGAUAAUUUACUAGGAAACUCCUUUGGUGUCGUGUCUCGUAACAAGAUGGAUAGAAAAUUCUCAUUGAUCCACGAAAGACUCCUUCACCACCGUCACCAAAAUCUGGGGUGGCUAAAGCG